AUGAACAAAUGUCUGUCUGCUGCCUUUGUGAUGUUCAGCUUACUAAUGUACAACUCGGCCACACCUGGCUGCCAUCUGGGAAAGCUCCAGCCAGAAGGUGUACAGAUUGGGGGUGAUGUAAUUAUUGGCGGCACUUUUCUUGUCCAUGAUAAUAAGAUUUUCCCAGAAAGAAACUUCACUAAUUAUCCAGAACCAGCACAAUGCCAAAGUUUCAGCUUUAGAACAUAUCGUUGGCUGCAUUCCAUGGUCUACGCCAUCAAUGAGAUCAACGGCAAUCCCAACCUGCUCCCCAAUGUGACCUUGGGCUACAGUCUCUAUGACUCCUGUGAUGUCAUCCCCCGGGGCAUUGAAGGUGUUAUGUGGCUGGUCUCUGGCCAGGAUGAAGUGGUUCCAAACUACCGCUGUAAUACUAAAGCCCCCUUGGCAGCAGUCAUUGGAGAUGGAGCGUCAUCUGUUUCAAUCCCCAUGGCCAUUCUGCUUGGAAUAUACCGCUAUCCUCAGAUUAGCUACUUUGCAACAGCUCCAGCUCUGAGCAACAAGCAUGAAUUCCCAUCUUUUUUCCGCACUAUUCCAACUGAUAUGGUCCAAGGUAUAGGGUUGGCACAACUGGUUAAUUACUUUGGGUGGUCAUGGGUGGGUAUACUGACCGAUGAUGAUGACUAUGGACAAGGCAUUGCUACAGUUUUUAUGAAGGAAGCACAGGCUUCUGGAAUCUGUGUUGAAUUCUUGGAGCGAGUGCCAAUACUCUACUCUGAAGAGCGAACACGCCACAUAGUAGAAGUCAUCAAGGCAUCUACUGUCAAUGCUAUUGCAGUCUUCUCUUGGGAGGCCUACCUUUAUCCUGUCAUUAAAGAGAUUGAUAGGCAGAAUAUUACUGGGAAAAUCUGGAUUGGAAGCGAGUCCUGGUCUUCUUCUCCAGUGUUAUCCAAGAAUCAGAUUUUCAAGAUGCUGACUGGAAGUAUAGGAUUUGCAAUUCACAGAGGGGAUAUCCCUGGGUUCAAAGAGUAUCUGCUUAGUAUACACCCAUUCAAAUCUGCUAAUGAUAUCUAUGUUAAGCUUUUCUGGGAAGAGGCUUUUAAUUGCAAGUGGACCACCUCUAUUGGAGGUCCUGAAGCAGAAAAUGGACAAAAACUGUGCAAUGGAAAGGAAGAGCUAGCCAAACUGGAUAACAUUUUUUUGGAUGUGACUAAUUUGCGGAUGACCUACAAUACCUACAAUGCCAUUUAUGCUGUGGCGCAUGCACUGCAUGAUCUGAACUCCUGCAUACCUGGGAAAGGUCCCUUUAAAGAGCAGACAUGUGCAAAUAUUGCAGAUUUUGAACCAUGGCAGAUUCUCCACUAUAUGAAGAAUGUUCAUUUCAAGACUCAAGCUGGAGAGGAAAUAUAUUUUGAUGAAAAUGGAGACCCUCCAGCUCUCUAUGACAUUGUGAACUGGCAGCCCACCCCAAGUGGAGAUAUCCAGUAUGUUAAAGUGGGCAGCUUUGAUUCUAGUGCACCUACUGGAAAGAAACUCAUCCUGAAUGAGGACACCAUCAUCUGGCCGGGAGGAAGGAAAGAGGCUCCUCGUUCUGUUUGUAGCGAAAGCUGCCUCCCUGGUUGGCGCAAGGCAACAAGAAGAGGACAGCCACUCUGCUGCUUUGACUGCAUCGCUUGUUCCGAAGGAGAGAUAUCCAACCAAACAGACUCAACUGAAUGCCUGCCUUGUCCAGAUGACCAAUGGCCCAACGAUCAGCGCGAUACCUGUAUUCCGAAAAUAGUUGAAUUCCUGUCUUUUGAUGAACCCUUAGGCAUUGUGCUUUCCAUCAUGUCUAUGCUAAUCUCACUGGUCCCCAAAUCAAUUCUAGGGCUCUUCCUUUGGUACCGCCACACACCCAUUGUAAAAGCCAACAACCGCCAGCUCAGUUAUGUACUACUGGGUGCACUUACUCUUUGCCCACUCUGUUCUUUUAUCUUCAUUGGUAAACCAUCCUCAGCAUCCUGUAUCCUGCGUCAGACCACUUUUGGCAUCAUAUUUGCCCUCAGUGUAUCCUGUGUUCUGGCCAAGACAGUCAUGGUGAUAAUUGCCUUCAAAGCCUCCAAACCAGGCAGCAAUCUACGCAAGUGGGUGGGCUCUCGACUGCCCAAUGCUGUUGCUUGUCUGGGCACCUUAAUCCAGGCUGGUAUCUGUGCUGUGUGGCUUGGAUAUGCACCACCAUUUCCACAAAACAAUAUGAACUCCCAGGUUGGAAAAAUCAUCCUGGAGUGCAAUGAAGGGUCAUCUCUGGCUUUCUGGUGCAUGAUGGGAUACAUGGGUGUCUUAGCCAUUAUUAGUUUCAUGAUGGCUUUUCUUGCACGAAAGCUGCCUGACAGCUUUAAUGAAGCAAAGUUCAUUACAUUCAGCAUGCUGGUGUUUGUCAGUGUAUGGCUAUCUUUUAUCCCUGCCUAUCUCAGCACACGUGGCAAAUACAUGGUUGCUGUGGAGAUAUUCGCCAUUCUCUCAUCUAGUGCAGGACUUCUUGCUUGCAUCUUCUUCCCCAAGUGCUAUAUUAUUCUGCUGAAACCAGACAGAAACACACGAGACUUCCUUAUGGGCAAAGGAGAUCCAGCUAAUAAAAAGAACUGA
Messenger RNA from Polypterus senegalus (gray bichir), 2601 nucleotides. Its product is annotated as extracellular calcium-sensing receptor-like. The transcript has 6 exons. NCBI's taxonomy places the organism in Eukaryota, Metazoa, Chordata, Cladistia, Polypteriformes, Polypteridae. Gene Ontology annotation, molecular function: G protein-coupled receptor activity. The record is from RefSeq and is a predicted model, not a curated record. Gene Ontology annotation, cellular component: membrane. The coding region runs from base 1 to 2601 and encodes 866 amino acids. Gene Ontology annotation, biological process: G protein-coupled receptor signaling pathway.